This is a messenger RNA of Nerophis ophidion (straightnose pipefish), 3463 nucleotides long. Its product is annotated as SE-cephalotoxin-like. Bases 22 to 1389 code for a protein of 455 amino acids. NCBI's taxonomy places the organism in Eukaryota, Metazoa, Chordata, Actinopteri, Syngnathiformes, Syngnathidae. The record is from RefSeq and is a predicted model, not a curated record. The transcript has 2 exons.
CCCCUGGAAUGCUGGGAAAGGAUGGAGGAGUUCCAGCCGAGGGGGAGUGACGAGACCCAGGGAGGGCGAGAGAGAGAGAGAGAGAGAGAGAGAAUAUAUAUCUACAUCCCAAGGAGGCUGGCGCUCACAUUCCCAGCUGGAUUACUUGGGACAACACUUGAGAAACAUCUCCGGCUCAGAGUCAUUGAGCAAGCAAGGUUCCCAACCAUGGACAGUGUGGCAAACUGGCUGGUGGAGAACAAGGACAAGAUCGAGAAAGGGGUGGACAUCAUGGGUCAAGCGGCCGAGGUGCUGGCCGCCACCGUGGGUCAGAUCCACCCCAUCCUGGAGGCCGUAUUCUUGGCCUCGGCUGAGAUCCUCAACAACCCCGAGAGCAAAGAGGCCAUCUACCUGACGAAGAAGAUAGAAGAGGUCAAUGAGAAGGUGUUGGGCGUCCAGAAUGAGAUUGACAAAAUUGCUCUGGAGCUGCAAAGGACGUCCAUGAACAAGCAGAACUUUGACCGUGAGGCUCAGAUGCUCGGCCAGUACGAAAAGUUCCAGGAGUUUCUCAACGCCAAGCCAGACUGGAAAAUGAAAAAGAAGGAGAAGUUCCUCAAGUAUUACGAGAACACAGACGGCGACUUGAACUUGGACGCUCUCUACAACGCCGUCAUGGGAGAGAAUAUCUCAGGUGACCCCAUGCUGGACACGGUGGUCGCCACAGAGCAGAGGAGCAGGAGGGCAGUGGAGGAAUUCUGCGCUUCGCUGAAGAAGCUUUUCGUCGUCGGCCUCAUCGCCAUCAUGGGCUACGCCGCCCUCAAGGAGGGCGUGGUGGAGAGGGACUUGGUGACCAAGUGGCAGACACGAAUGGAGGCGGUGGAGAAACGGAUGAAAACCGCAGUGGAUCACUGCACAGAGACCUUUAUGGACCAAGCCAAAAUGGACCUGGAGAAAGAGCUGGAGGUGAACCCCGGCACAGUCAAUGAGGACUUCACCCGAGCACUCCUGGACUCCCUGGUGAAGAAGUACGACUGGGUCAAGUGGUCGGUCCGAGCCUUCAACAGCAGGGAGCGCAUCUUCUUCUACAACUGGCUGGCAGGGAAGAAGUUCCACGGCAGCGGCGGCGCCAGCUGGUUUGAAAUGACCACCAGCAACAAGAUCCAAGUGGUGGUGUCUUUCUGCGUGGACCCUCAGUCCAUCGACAAACGCCAGAUCAGGGAGCAGAUCGAGAAGCAAAAACUGAAGGGAAACAUGAUGGCGGUGGCGCUGACUCUGAACCAAUGCUUCCCCAACUGCCUGGUGCACGCCGUCAGCCACUACAAGGAGGUGGUGGAGUCCAACAACUUCAGCGUGGACACCUACUACUAUGGCAAACACAAACCAGCCUUCUUGUGCAUCCACCCGCAGUAGGCGGAGAAGACAGCAUCGUCUCACUUCAAAUCUUUAAUGCAUUCCUGUAAUGAGAUCUGCCGGGACUCUGUGUCACUUCACUCUUCUUAAGAUCUGCCGGGACUCUGUCACUUCACUCUUCUUAAGAUCUGCCGGGACUCUGUGUCACUUCACUCUUCUUAAGAUCUGCCGGGACUCUGUGUCACUUCACUCUUCUUAAGAUCUGCCGGGACUCUGUGUCACUUCACUCUUCUUAAGAUCUGCCGGGACUCUGUGUCACUUCACUCUUCUUAAGAUCUGCCGGGACUCUGUGUCACUUCACUCUUCUUAAGAUCUGCCGGGACUCUGUGUCACUUCACUCUUCUUAAGACACGCUUUAGUGGACAACACUUAUUUCUCAUCAGCCCGCUCAGGAAAAUGGGGGAAAAAAUCAUUCAUUAUUACUUGGGAUAGGUAACAAAUUCAGUAGUUUUGUAGGUACCAACCGAAUUCUGGUAGCGAUUGGCAUAAAAUCCGAAUGUACCAUAUUUGAAUAGCUUUGUUGAAUCUGAUGUCGCGUUUGGUUGCCAACUCAGCAGCAGCUCCAGCGCCGGGCAGGGAAAUAAGCAGUUAAGCACUCCGAGCGGACUCAGAAGGACACAUUCUACAUGAUAGUACAGUUUUUCCUGCCAACAAAGCAAAAAGAAGGCGCUUAAAAGUUCGUCAAGGCUCCACUUUUAAAAAUGCGCUAGCUCAAUGCUAGUUUACAUGGGAUAUGCCAUAUGCAUGCUACCGAUUAGCAUAAGCAAUCUUACAUGGCAAUUUCAACACCAUGUUUUCAAUCAGAACUACAACUAAAUGCACCUAACAAUCAAAUAGGAGUUUCACAUUUAUUAAGCCAUAAUCUCUCAAACGGGCCUACCUGUGCAUCCUGCCUGGAACCUGGAACCUGGAACCUGGAACCUGGAACCUGGAACCUGGAACCUGGAACCUGGAACUUCCCUCUUGGUGAUACAGUGGGACACGCUUCAGUUGACAACACUUAUUUGUCAACAGCCCGCAAUAUGCACAAACAAAAAGGUUCAAAAAGUCUUUAUUUUUACUUGGACAGGUACCAAAUUUAGUACGUUUAUCAGAACCAACCUAAUUCUGUCAGUACUACCAGAUACCGAUUGACGUAUCAAAUCAAACGCUACCAUAUUUUGAUAACUUUGUCAUGUUAAAUGAGGCCUUCAGAGUGGAUUCUGACAAAUUGCCGCUCAGUAAAGUGACAAUUUUUGUUGUCAACAAAGCAAGAAGAAGGCGCUUGAAAGUACAGUGAGGCUCCACUUUUGAAAAUGUGCUGGCUCGAUGCUACUUUACAUUGGAUAUGACAUAUUUCUGUUACUUAUUAGCAUGAACAUGUUUGUCAUGGAAAAAAUAUUCUAAAUAACUACCGAAAUGCACGUAAAAAAAAAGAUUGUUUGUAAUAAGUACAACAAUACUUACAGUAUAAACACUUUGUAUGACUCAACACAAGACAAGACUGGCACAUUCAACUUAAUAGCAAAGAAGACUACUUCCUGACUAUGACAAGACACAGAAGUCUAUACACUGCAUCUUCACAUAUAUAUAUAUAUAUAUAUAUAUAUAUAUAUAUAUAUACUUAAGACUCAGAGGUGUUAAAAAGUAAGAUAUGCAGUUUUCCUUAUCAAGUGUAAUAAAUAUUAAAUUUAGAACAAAUAAGAUUGUGUUAAUUAAAAGUGAUUAUUUAUUAAAAGAUGAACACACACAAAACUAUCAAAGUUUGCUGGUGUUGAAUUUCUACCACAUGGUUUGAAAUGUAAGAGGAAGCCGUCCCUAAUUGUCAGCCAUCAAUGUGCAAACCAUGGUAAGUUUCUGUUAUGUCAACAGCCGCUAAUGUCAACAGUCUGAGUGGCGUCAACAUAAACGGGUUCCACUGUAUAACAGGUCUACACACAAUUCACUCAAAUGUUCAGCGAGGAACUUCCGAGCCAUGAAUGUCCAGUUGGUGUCAUCCUGGAAGUUUGUAUUGCGGUCAGAUUGUACGUCAAAUGUGAAUGAGAUGAUGAAAUGUAGAUGAGCAAAUCUUGCCAAAUAAAGAUCUGUCAGCCAA